AUGGAAACGUUUGAAUGUCUACUCUAGUAAAGUAUGCACAUAAGCACAUACAUAUCUUCUAUAUAGAGUCAAAGUCAAAAUAAAAGAACACAAAUCCGCUCUUAUGCGAGGUGCUCAGCGCUUCGGCUGGAGGAGUGAGUGAGUGCGCUAUGAGCUCGGUGGUGGCUGAAGUGAAAUGGUGAAUGGUGACAAUAGCGCUGUCAUUAUGUGCUCUUUAAAAUAGUCGGGCCGUGGUUUUUUUUCUCUGCCGGGCGUGUUUGCCAACACCACGAGCUGCAAGCUGGUCUGUUCGUGGUGAUGAGUUUCGACGUUUUCGGGCUCAACAAUGGCACUGCAAAAGGCAAUACGCAACGGCUAGGCAGCAACAACAAAAAAGGCAACAACAGCAAUGUGUUCAUCUGAGUGUCACUGAGCACGCAACCAACCACACUCGCAAUGCCACUCAUUCACACAGACACACAGAUACUCCAAGGUAAAUGCGACGUGUUUGCACAACAACAACAAUUUAACUGUGUGUAUGUAAGUAUAGACGACUUUGUCUCUUGUGUCAUUCGGCAGAUACCCAGGUUGGUUGUUCGCAGCAGAAUCGCUUGCUUGCUCUUUCGACGCGGCCGCUGCUGCUGCCAGCUGUGCUGGGUCGCUUUGGGUGACUGUCACAGCAGCGACGAACUCACGCUCAGUUUAUCUCGAGUGGCCGUGUGCGGCGUGUGUGUGCGACGCAGCGAAUCGAAUGACGCAGCUAUCCUUAUCGGCUGGCCCACGAACACGUUCGGUUGAGAGCGUCGCAGCAAAGUGUCCCCAAGCAGAACAGGGCGGCAGCGCACACAAAAGUCAACCAAGAACUUUGCGGGGUCCGCUUCAUGCGUUUGUCAGCGGCGGCAGCAGAAUGUGAGCGCAUUGGUGUGGUGGUUGCCUGCAGCAGCGCGCUGUGCGAAUGGUGCUUGCGUUGGUGUUGGUGUCACUGUGGCAAGCGACGCAGCGGUGUGUGAGCAGCGGCGACUGCACAAGUCGCUUGAAGUCGGUUGAAUUCUCACAACGACAUUAUGUGCCACAGUCUGUCAGUGUCACCCACGACUUUGUAGGAAGUGGACAUAUGUGCAGGAGUGAAGUAAGCGAAGAAGCACGACGGGUACUUGCUAGUUGUCUAAGAACUAAGAAAUCGUACAGACACAUUUGACGAAUCGGUCGAAAAUAAGAAACAGCCGUUUAAAUGGUGUUAAGUGUUUAACUAAUAGAGUACUGACAGUGCUAAUAACAAUAACAAAAAGCAAGUGAUACAUACUUCUGCAAAUAAAAAAUAUGAUUUCUGAAAAAACAAGUGCAACACAAAGAGUGUAAAUAAAUUAGAAGACAGUAACUUAAAGAUUUUCUAUGUAAUAAAAGGAAAACUGUUGUGAAUUUUAAUCAAAUAAAAAAACUUUUUUCGGACAUUAUACAAAUAAUACUGGAGCGCAGCUAAAGCGUUUUAAACAAUUUCUAUAAAACUGAAGGAAUAAUUUAGUGAAGAAGAAAGCGAGCUUAGACAUUUUUUAAAAGAUAUAAAUACAACGAAUCUCAGUAAUGGAACACCUCAUAUCGACCUUCAUGCCUCCCGCAUACCUGAUGGGCCAUCCGUCGACAGCAGCGCCCUGUCCAAUUCCCGUUGCCUCCCCCGCCACCUCACCAAUCGGCGGUUCCAUGGGCAAGCCCAAGCGGUGGGGCUCACCGCCCGUUAAUCUCGCAGCCCAGUUUAUCAACCCUGUGACGGGCAAGAAGCGAGUGCAAUGUUCACUUUGCCUGAAGACCUUCUGCGACAAGGGUGCGUUGAAAAUACACUUCUCCGCUGUGCACCUGCGGGAGAUGCACAAGUGCACUGUCGAGGGUUGCAGCAUGGUGUUCAGCUCACGCCGUUCGCGUAAUCGCCACAGCGCCAAUCCUAAUCCGAAACUGCAUUCGCCCCAUAUCCGCCGCAAGAUCUCACCACACGAUGGCCGCACAGCGCAACAGUUCCCCGUGUUUUCGUUGUCACCUGCCGGUCUGUUACCUUCGGCCGCAUUUCCGGGCCUCAUGCCACACUCAGCUGCUGCGGCUGCUAGCUACGGCGCACACCAGUCCGUAAUGUUUGGUGAUUUUCCAUCGUCAGCCAAUGCCGCUGGCUUUCAUCACAUGCUAGCCAGCCAGGAGCAGUUGGAAAUGAGGGCAGGGCUACGGCUCAGUUCCACGGGAACAGGUUCAGCUUCUGCAUCCGAUGCGGAUGGUGAGGAUGACAGCUAUAUACUUGAUGUGCACACCACCGCCUCCAACACUAGUCACGGUGACAGUAAUAGCGAUGUGGACGACUACUGCAGGGAAAUCGAUGCCGACGAUGAUGAGGAAACCGCCGACGUUGAUACAGAAAUGACGCACGAAUUCGACGAAGAAGUGAUAUCAGUUUCUAUCGAUGAGAAAGCUGCGGCUAAUUUCGAUCCUAUGGAAGACUCAAAUGAACCGCUAGAUUUCAGUCUUCACAAGCGUGAUGUAGCAGUAGAAGAGCGUUUGUCCAGCCCAGUUACCGUAGCAAUGUCUGGCAACAGCAGUGACUGCGGUAGUCCACAACGCACAGCAGUGCCAAAGUCCAAUGGUUUCUCGGUGGAUUGUUUGUUGGGCAAACGUAAGCGCAACCACAUUGAAGAGCACAAGGAGCGUCUGUCCCCAGUCGUUGUAAAAAUGGAAGCGGAAGAAGAAUCUUCCCGGGACUAUAUGUUCGGACUUGAUCUGACCUCUCAACAGACACAACCAUCGACUGUCAAUACAGAGUCAGCGGAACAUUUUCUCACAUCCUCGCACCUUCCUCCGACCGCCUUAUCAGCAGAGGCGCAACAACUGCGUCUCUUGCAGUCGCAAAUGUUCGCCGCUGCCGCUGCGGCCGCCGCUGCUCAGUCUUCCGAAGCGCCCUACGCACCGACUACUCUGCCCGCGCCCGAAUUAGGCUCCGACGCAGCCUCACCAGCGGGACCAGCACCACCCGUGUGGAACUUGCUCUCUGAAGUAUACCGCUCAAUGUUCAUCAACGGCGGCAUGCAGCAGCCAACCCCGCCUCAGCCUCAAUACACUGAAAUCCCGACGAGUGCGAUUUCGGUGUAGAGCCAAGUCACUUGCGUUGUUACCGUUCAGCCGUCCUUGCUAGUAGUCAUCAUAAAUACCGUGACCUUGUUAUGUACUAUUGUAUUUAAUUUUAGUUGUGUAAAUUCGUACUGUUGCUGUUGGAGUCAGUCGUUAGACCAGUUGUGGGCCGUAAAGUUUCUCGGAUUUAAUUGUAAAUAUUUAUUGUGUAACUAAAUAGGUGUAUUAGUUGUAUAAUUUGUACAUUAAUUUCAUUUUACCUGCGAAAGUAUUCAUAUUAUUAAUGUCUAAUUGAGCCCCCUCAUUGAAAGCAGUGCCGGUGGGUCCCUCAUUUGUCGUAGCUUCUUAGUAAAUUUAUGCUUUGGUUAACUUCUCUUUCAUUGCGUAAAGUUAAUUUUUAGUUUUUGUUCUAAAUUAAUGCGUUUCUCCUGAAAUUAUUAGAGAAUUACUCAAGCUAACUGUAAUUGAUGUACAACGAGUUAUCGGGGAGUAAACCUUAGAUUUUAAACUUUAAUUUAAGUAUUUGAACAUAUCAUGACAUUGGUGGUGUUUAGCCAAAGUCAGUAAGUAAAUUUAGCGAAUUGAAUAUGAAAGUAUUAAAUAAAAAAGAAAAUUUUUAAGCAAAAUGA
Molecule: messenger RNA, 3710 nt
Organism: Zeugodacus cucurbitae (melon fly)
Lineage: Eukaryota; Metazoa; Arthropoda; Insecta; Diptera; Tephritidae
Product: protein disconnected
Exons: 2
Coding region: 1561-3102 (513 amino acids)
Biological process (GO): regulation of DNA-templated transcription
Cellular component (GO): nucleus
Source: RefSeq, a predicted model, not a curated record